AUGUCCCUGAGUGAUAUUCUUAAAGCUGAAGGCCUCUCGGAAGCUCUCAUCAAGGUGGCAACCGAUGCGGGGUGGACUCUGUCCACCUUCCGCCAUGCGGCGGAUUCCCCAGCUGAUCUUGAGAAAGUGAUUCCAGACAUAUUUGGAUCUUCAGAGCUUUCCCGUCUUCAGAUUGCGCAAGCUCGAGCAGCGUGGGCUGGGUUGUCGAGCAGCGCAUCUUCGGCCCCGCCUGCAGUUCCCACAUCAGCUUCAGAGACUAGUUCUUGGGUAGAAACCUUCGCGCCAAAAAUCACAGCUUUGAAGCUUACGGAGUACAAGAAAGCCUUUCUUGCUGCAUACACGAGCGAGAUAUUGUCUCCAUGCUCAAUGCCUUCGCUUCGUCUGGUAUCUCUAGCUGCUCAUCAAGAAAGUAAGAAAGACUACAAGUGGAUUCCCUGGAAGCAUCGCAUGUCAGAAGAGAAAGCGGCCGAGCUUCAAUUGAGUAGGCCAGCCAAACAGCCGCGUUUGGAAGCGCUCGGCAUUUCCAGUUUGCUUCUUGAUGAGCCUCCCACGUUGGAGGUGGGCGAUAACUUCAUGGGGGUCAGUGCAGUGCAAAGGAUCUUAGCAAUCCACGAUGUUGCACUGGCCAUGGUAGGCUCUUGUCACCUGGCUCGCCUGAAAGCUUAUAGUAGCAAGUUCAUACAUCUUUUGUCUCAGCGCCACGAAGCUUCAUCAGGCUUGCGAGCUCCCACAAUUCUAGAGGCCCAGCAGGCUGAUUGCAAAUUGUGGCAGGGGAUUUACGCUCUGGUUCUUGAGAAGGAUUGGAACUUGAACGAUGCAAUCUUCGAGUAUACCGAAAUCAGGGGUGACAUGUCAAAUUUGCUUCAGGCAAGGGCUAGGCCCCCUCCGCCCCAGCGCUUCAAUGAGAAAGGCAUCAAGGGCAAAGGGCUUGGUCGCUUCAUGUCGGAACAUUGGAAGGGCUACAGCUUUGAAGGCAAAGGCAAAAGCCCCGGCAAGGAAAAAGGUUCCAAAGGCAAACCCUCGGGCAAAGGGGGUGCGGGCUCCUGGGUGAAGCAUGUUCAGGUCAAUGGCGAGACCAAACAAUUGUGCAUGCAGUGGCAAUCCGGGAAAUGCAGCAGGGGUGCGAGCUGUGCAUUCUUGCACAACUGUGCGUACCCGAAGGGUGAUGGCUCCGCCUGCAUGAGCAAGGCCCACAAUGCCCUCAACCACGCUUCGACUUCGCACUGA
Messenger RNA from Symbiodinium sp. CCMP2592, 1227 nucleotides. NCBI's taxonomy places the organism in Eukaryota, Dinophyceae, Suessiales, Symbiodiniaceae. The record is from the annotation of a GenBank genome assembly.